Messenger RNA from Limanda limanda (common dab), 228 nucleotides. Its product is annotated as retinal cone rhodopsin-sensitive cGMP 3',5'-cyclic phosphodiesterase subunit gamma-like. Gene Ontology annotation, cellular component: photoreceptor outer segment membrane. The transcript is spliced from 2 exons. Lineage: Eukaryota; Metazoa; Chordata; Actinopteri; Pleuronectiformes; Pleuronectidae. The record is from RefSeq and is a predicted model, not a curated record. The coding region runs from base 1 to 228 and encodes 75 amino acids. Gene Ontology annotation, molecular function: 3',5'-cyclic-nucleotide phosphodiesterase activity; cGMP binding. Gene Ontology annotation, biological process: positive regulation of epidermal growth factor receptor signaling pathway; positive regulation of G protein-coupled receptor signaling pathway; visual perception.
AUGGCAGACACAGACGUUGCAGCUCCCGCCGACAAGAAGGCCCCCCCCAAGUUCAAGCAGAGGACCGCUCGCACCUUCAAGAGCAAGGCCCCUAAGCCAGGCCAGAAGGGAUUCGGAGACGACAUCCCCGGCAUGGAGGGUCUCGGCACAGACAUCACCGUGGUGUGCCCAUGGGAAGCCUUUGGCGACAUGGAGCUCAGCGACCUGGCAAAAUAUGGAAUCGUCUAG